Molecule: messenger RNA, 255 nt
Organism: Lottia gigantea (owl limpet)
Lineage: Eukaryota; Metazoa; Mollusca; Gastropoda; Lottiidae
Exons: 1
Source: RefSeq, a predicted model, not a curated record
GGGGCCAACAUUAUUGUCAAUUUUGAAUCCUUUCAUUUAGAAAUGUCAACAGACUGUACGAAAGUCUAUGAUGGUGAUAGUGAAGUAUCAAGAUUGGUAGCCAAGUAUUGUGGUAAAGAUUUACCAUCUAGUGUUAUAGCUACAGUCAAUAAAAUGUUCAUCAAGUUUCAUUCCGAUCGGAGUGUCCGAGGCAAAGACAUCAUAUUACAGUAUCUUCAAAUGACACCAGGUAAGGCAAGUUUAGAUCUUUCUUAG